Messenger RNA from Caenorhabditis angaria, 6535 nucleotides. NCBI's taxonomy places the organism in Eukaryota, Metazoa, Nematoda, Chromadorea, Rhabditida, Rhabditidae. The record is from the annotation of a GenBank genome assembly.
AUGUCUGCAACAUGUCCAAUGUGUAGUGAAACUGUAGAAGAGAUCAAGGAGCAUCUCUUGAGGCAUUUCAAGUAUAAGUAAGUUUGAAAAUCGCGAAGAAUGAUGAAAAAUAAGUUUUUGCAGGAUGUUUCAAUGUGGAGAUGUAAAUUGUGAAGCUCAAUUCUACACAGAACAAGAGCGAAAAGCUCAUUGCGACAAAACAAAACAUAAAAGAUCGUUUCAAAACACGGUGAACAGUUAUAUGGAUGUUUUAGUGGAGAUGGUGGAAAAAGACGCGAAAUUGUUGAAAAACUUGGAUUUCACAACAAUCGUGGAUUCACGACGCGCCGCAAUUUCACAAACUACACAAAGUUUGGAAAAUCGCGUGGUUCCCGCGACAUCUGCGACAAGUUCGCGAAAGCGAGUUGCGACUGCGACUGAAGCGAGUUCUGCGAAGAGAAGAUCACGAACACUUUUGCAAGAGGAAAAUGUUAGUUCGAGUAAUUUGACGGCGGAAAAUCGAAAGGAGAAACGAGUUACAACAAGUGUAGCAAAAAUGACUAUACCAGAUGCGUUACAGAUUGUGAGUUUGUGAAAAAUGUGAUUUUGGAGGCCUAAAUUUUUCAGCAUGUUCCAAUCGCAGAACCCGAUGAACCCAAUCCAAUCGGAGUUGGUUUCUAUCAUCCAAAUGAUCCAAAUCGAACUGAUUGGACUAAAAUCACUUGUGCGCUUUGUAAUCAGGAAGUUAAUUAUGAAUAUAGUGAGUUAUCUCAACUUGUAAAUCGGAAAAUUCCGUGUCAGCGGCCACGUGGAUUAUUAUGAUAUGGCAAACGUCAUAGUAAUUCGUGUGGCCGCUAACGCGGAAUUUUUCGAUUUACACUCGCUCUUUUCGAAAAAGAAUUUCUUAUGCCGGAUCUGAAAAUUUCACUGAAAAAAUGACUCUAGUCUUCUAGAGUGCAAGUUUUCGCUGAAAUUUUCAGCUCCCGCGCAGGGAAAUCUAUCGUCAAUUUUUUUUCGAGCGUAGCGAGUGUAAACCGCAAGCUUCCGCGUUAGCGGCACUAUCUUCCGCUUCAGCGGCCACGUGGUUUAUGAUACUGUAAGUUCGCCACGUCAUAGUCAUACACGUGGCCGCUGACGCGGAAUUUUCCGAUUUACACUCGCUCCGCUCGAGAAAUCGAAUUUCUCACGCCGGAUCUGAAAAUUUCAAUGAAAAAACCAUUCUAGUCUUCUAGAUUGCAAGUUUUCACUGAAAUUUUCAGCUCCCGCGCAGGGAAAUCUAUCGCCAACUUUUUUCCGAGCGAAGCGAGUGUAAACCGCAAGCUUCCGCGUAAGCGGCACUAUCUUCCGCUUCAGCGGCUACAUGGUUUAUGCUACUGUAAAUUCGCCACGUCAUAGCCCCCGCUGACGCGGAAGCUUGCGGUUUACACUCGCUCCGCUCGAAAAAUCGAAUUUCUCACGCCGGAUCUGAAAAUUUCAGUGAGAACCAAGAUUUUUUGAGUUUUCACUGAAAUUUUGAGAUCCCGCGCAGGCAAAUCUAUCGCCAAUUUUUUUUUUUUGUAAAAUUCUGAGAAAAAUAUAGCGAAAAAUAAAAUUUCUUGUGCCGGAUCUGAAAAUUUCACUGAAAAAAUCAUUCUAGUCUUCUAGAUUGCAAGUUUUCACUGAAAUUUUGAGAUCCCGCGCAGGCAAAUCUAUCGCCAAUUUUUUUUCGAGCGAAGCGAGUGUAAACCGCAAGAUUCCGCGUUAGCGGCACUAUCUUCCGCUUCAGCGGCCACGUCAUAGCCAUCCACGUGGCCGCUGACGCGGAAAGCUUGCGGUUUACACUCGCUUCGCUCGAAAAUCUGAAAAUUUCACUGAAAACCAAGAUUUUUUCGAGUUUUCACUGAAAUUUUAAGAUCCCGCGCAGGCAAAUCUAUCGCCAAUUUUUGAUUUUCAGUAAUUCGAAAAGAUCAUGUGAGCUCAAAACAUUUAUCAGCCGAUAUUGCACCAGAAGAAUACGAAAAAAUAGUAAAAAGUCGAAUGGAUGAUGCAUUUCCCGAAUUACCAAAUAGUGAUAAUUGUUGUCAAUUAUGUAUGACUGGAUUAGAUAUUAGAACAAGUCAUAGAAGAGAACAUAUUGAGAAACAACACUUUAUGAAACUACCAAUCUCACAAUUAGAAUGUCCAAUUCCAAAUUGCGAAAUGUUUUAUCAAAGACAAUGUGAUUUGUCACAACAUUUGAGACAAAUUCACAAAAGAAGAUCUAUCAAAAUAUAAAAAUAAAGAAUUUCAAGAUGGAAGAAAGAGAAGAAAUGCAAUGAUUUCGGAAAUGAUUAACAAAUGUUUUCCAAUGUCACAAUUUAAUUCGAUGAUUAAGAGUUUUAAUUCGGCGAUUGAAGAAGCGAAAAAUCGACCGGAUCCCAGUUUGAUUUUGAAGAAAACUGAGGAAUUGCAGAAGAAUGCGAUUGAUAAUGCGUUUUCCAAGGAUAUUCGCAUUCAGGAGUUGAAUGUGAGAGAUUUUUGAUGAGCGGCAAAGUUACAAUAACUUCUCUGGCUGAAUAAAAAGGGGUACCCCUUUUUCAGCUCAAAAAUGCUUCAUUUCGGAGAAAAUUUUCAUUUUUAUCACGUUUUAAGUCAAUCGAAAAUUCUAACAAAAAAAAAUACGUUUCAAAUUUUUGAUAUACUAUACUAUCAAAUAUUUGUUUUGAUAUACCAAUUGUAAUCAAAAAAAAUUAAAUGAAUAUUCUGAAAUUGCGGCUUCUGCUUCAGCGGCCACGUGGAAAUUUAGAGGACCUCUGAGGGUCGCCACGUCAUAGCUAUCCACGUGGCCGCUGCGCGCGGAAGCUUGCGGUUUACACUCGCUCCGCUCGAAAAAUCGAAUUUCUCUUGCCGGAUCUGAAAAUUUCAGUGAAAACCAAGAUUUUUUUGAGUUUCCACUGAAAUUUUGAGAUCCCGCGCAGGCAAAUCUAUCGCCAUUUUUUUCCGAGCGAAGCGAGUGUAAACCGCAAGCUUCCGCUUCAGCGGCCACGUGGAAAUGGCUAUGACGUGGCGAACUUACAGUAUCAUGAACCACGUGGCCGCUGACGCGGAAGAUAGUGCCGCUGACGCGGAAGCUUGCGGUUUACAUUCGCUUCGCUCGAAAAAUCGAAUUUCUCAUGCCGGAUCUGAAAAUUUCAGUGAAAACCAAGAUUUUUUUUUGAGUUUUCACGAAAUUUUGAGAUCCCGCGCAGGCAAAUCUAUCGCCAAUUUUUUUCGAGCGAAGCGAGUGUAGAGACCGCAAGCUUCCGCGUUAGCGGCACUAUCUUCCGCUUCAGCGGCCGCGUGGAAUGGCUAUGACGUGGCAACCCUCAGAGGUCCAAUUUCCACGUGGCCGCUGGAGCGGAAGAUAGUGCCGCUAACGCGGAAGCUUGCGGUUUACACUCGCUUCGCUCGAGAAAUUGUAUUUCUCAUGCCGGAUCUGAAAAUUUCAGUGAAAACCAAGAUAUUUUUGAGUUUUCACUGAAAUUUUGAGAUUCCGCGCAGGGAAAUCAAUCGUCAAUUUUUUCCGAGCAAAGCGAGUGUAAAACCUGGCUUCCGCGUUAGCGGCACUAUCUUCCGCUUCAGCGGCCACGUGGUUUAUGAUACUGUAAGUGAGCCACGUCAUAGCCAUCCACGUUUUUCAAAUCUGCAAGCAGCGGGCAUCGAACCCGUGACCUUCUCUAGAUCCCAAAUCCCAUCUCUAACCACCUUCGCCAUUCCAGAAAACUCGUCGUGCCGCAAUCUACAAUCGUCCUUCAAAUUCUUCAAGUUCUUCUUCUAGUUCAUCUUCAUCUUCAGAUGACGAAGAAUCGUGUCAUCGAAAAAAUCGAAUGAAAACAAAUUCUCAAUCGAAUUCCACAAUUAGUGAUUUAGAAGAAACAAAUGAAAAAUUGACAGAAGAUGAUGUGAUUUUUAUUCGAGAACACUUUAAUAGUCAAUUAUCAGACAAAUUACGACAAAUUCGAAUCAAAACUGAACAUGUUGGAGAUGAAGCUGAAAAUGGAGGAGAAGCUGAAAAAAGAAGCUGAAAAAGAGGCUGGAGAAGAAGUGGAAGAUAAUAAGGAAACUAUUUUGGAAACCAUUCCGGAAAUUGUAAAAGAAGAAGAGGAGGUGAGCAUUUUGGGCGAAAAUUGGGGAUUUUUAUCAAAAUUUGGGUGAAAAAUGUGAGAAAAAUUGGAAUUUUUUUAUGAAAUUUUUAUUGAAAAAACACUUUUUUACAAGAAAAAUUGCGAAAAAUGCGAUUUUUCUUGUAAAAAAUGGCCUAUUUUCGGAAUUUUUAGAGCAUUGCUCAGAUUAAGUAAAUGAUUUUUUUAAUCGAUAUUCGAUGAGUUUUGGCUCAAAAAUUUUCCAUAUUUUUUAUGAUUUUCAUCAAAAUUUUCCAAUUUUCAUGAUUUUCAUCAAAAUUUUCCAUAUUUUCAGUCAAAAAUGGCUGACUUUCGCAAUUUUCAGAGCAUUGCUCAGAUUAAGUAAAUGAUUUUUUUUAAUCGAUAUUCGAUGAGUUUUGGCUCAAAAUUUUCCAAUUUUUUAUGAUUUUCAUCAAAAUUUUCCAAUUUUCAUGAUUUUCUUCAAAAUUUUCCAUUAUUUCAGUCAAAAAUGGCUGAUUUUUCGGAAUUUUUAAAGCAUUGCUCCAGAUUAAGUAAAUGAUUUUUUUAAAUCGAUAUUCGAUGAGUUUUGGCUCAAAAUUUUCAAUUUUUCAUGAUUUUCAUCAAAAUUUUCAAUUUUUCAUGAUUUUCAUCGAAAUUUUCCAUAUUUUCAUGAUUUUCAUCAAAAUUUUCCAAUUUUCAUGAUUUUCAUCAAAAUUUUCCAUAUUUUCAGUCAAAAAUGGCUGUUUUUUGGAAUUUUUAGAGCAUUGCUCAGAUUAAAGUGAAUGAUUUUUUUAAUUCGAUAUUCGAUGAGUUUUGGCUCAAAAAUUUCAAUUUUUCAUGAUUUUCAUCAAAAUUUUCCAUAUUUUCAUGAUUUUCAUCAAAAUUUUCCAUAUUUUCAUGAUUUUCACCGAAAUUUUCCAUAUUUUCAUUCAAAAAUGGCUGUUUUUCGGAAUUUUUAGAGCAUUGCUCAGAUUAACACCUUUUUUCAGCCAAUUCCGCCACAACAACCUGCCAAAUCACUUCCCGCAAUUGCAAUUCCCGAUUCUUUUCCCUUUCCCCCUCCACCUUUUCUUCCCGCUCCCCAAAAAACUCCAAUAAUUCCACGUCCGCAAUUCUUCAAUCAAGAAAGAGAAAAAGAAAGAGGAGAAGAGACGCAGAGAAAUGAGAGAAGAACAUCGAAUUAUGACCAUUGCUCAGAUUAUCGGAGAAGAGGAAAUUCUGGAAAUCGGGGAAGAUUUGAUAAUAAUUAUUCCGAAUCAAGAUAUUCGACAACACCUUCGAGCUCGAAUUCUGAAAGUAGGAGAAAGAAGGUGAGAAAAAUGAGCGAAAAUUCGAUGAAAAUCAUGAAAAUUGAAGCUAUAAAAAAUAAUUUUCUGUAACCUGAGCAAUGCUCUGAAAAUUCGCGAUUUUCUGCUAGAAAUUCUGGGAAAAUUCGAUGAAAAUCAUGAAAAUUGGAGUUUUUUGAGCUGAUAAGCAUUAAAUUUGAUAUAAAAAAUCAAUUUCUGUAACCUGAGCAAUGCUCUGAAAAUUCGCGAUUUUCUGCUAGAAAAUUCGGAAAAAUUCGAUGAAAAUCAUGAAAAUUGGAGGUUUUUGAGCUGAAAAGCAUCAAAUUUGAUAUAAAAAAUAAUUUUCUGUAACCUGAGCAAUGCUCUGAAAAUUCGCGAUUUUCUGCUAGAAAUUAUGGAAAAAUUCGAUGAAAAUCAUGAAAAUUGAAGGAUUUUGAGCUAAAAAGCAUCAAAUUUGAUAUAAAAAUCAUUUUUCUGUAACCUGAGCAAUGCUUUGAAGAUUGUGAAAAUUCAAUAUUUUUGAGCUGAAAAUGAGCAAAUUUUGAUGAAAAUCAUGAAAAUUGGAGGUUUUUUAGCCAAAACUCACCGAAAUCCAGAUUUUUCUGGAAUUUUUUAUAACCUGAGCAAUGCCGCAAUAAUAUAGAAGAUCUAAUAUUUUUUAUAAAAUGAGCAAUGGCUUUUAUUAAAAUCUAUCAAUUUUAGAAACCCCUCAGAUCAUGAUUUUUCACAAUUUUUUUUGUAUAAUCUGAGCAAUCCCUUGAAAACCCGUGUAAAAAUAUCAAUUAAUUAAUUAAACAUAAAAUUGUACGUUUCAAAAAUUGCUCUUUAAAAAAUAAAAGAAAUUCAAUUUCGUUCCGCACGUUUUUCUGCUGAUUUUAUCUAAAAUUUAUCGGAUUUUUUAUUUUUCAAUGAAAAAUCCGAAUUUUGGCAAAUUUCCAACGGAAAAAUCAAUAUUUUCUUGCAGAUCUCCAUCUUCAAAUCGUCCUUCAUCUUCCUCUUCAAAUUACCGAUUUUUUCUUCCCAAUCUUCUUCUUCUCAUCGUUCAAGAAAUCAUCAUUUUCGACCAUAUCAGGUACUUUUUUUCGCUAUUUUUUUGAGAAAAAUCGGAAAAUUCCAUUAUUUCUAUACAAAAUUCCAUGAAUAUCUAAUUUUUUGACCAAAAAAUGCUUCCAGAAUCGUCAACAUCACUAA